Lactuca sativa (garden lettuce) is the source of this 1371-nucleotide messenger RNA. Its product is annotated as purine permease 21. NCBI's taxonomy places the organism in Eukaryota, Viridiplantae, Streptophyta, Magnoliopsida, Asterales, Asteraceae. Gene Ontology annotation, cellular component: membrane. Gene Ontology annotation, molecular function: purine nucleoside transmembrane transporter activity. The record is from RefSeq and is a predicted model, not a curated record.
CAUGAUUGCACUUCAAACCCAAAAGUCUAUAUCCCAUUUCUCCUCUCACUCAGUCCUCUUCCUUAUUCUAUUAAUCAAUGAAGGAAGCUGAAGAACAGGCAACAAAUACCGCUGAAACCCAAUUAUAUGGUGAAAGAGGCUUCUCAAAGGUUGUCCAGUACAAGAGGUGGAUACAGAUAGCAAUUCUCGUCAUGUUUCUACUCUUUGGCGAAUCAACUGCAACAAUGUUAGGAAGACUUUAUUUCAACAAAGGUGGAAACAGUAAAUGGAUGGCAGCAUUUGUUCAAACUGCCGGAUUCCCACUUAUGUUCCCCUUCAUCUUCCUCUUCUCACCUUCAAAAACACCACAGGGACACCACCACCAACUCGCCGGAAAACCUUCUUGGACCACCCUAGCGAUUCUUUAUACAACUCUCGGCAUAUCCUUGGCUGUAGACUGCAUGUUGUAUACUUUUGGACUCAAUUUUUUACCUGUUUCAACGUACUCUUUGAUCUCUGCGAGUCAACUCGCAUUCAACGCCUUCUUUUCGUACCUCUUUAAUGGCCAAAAGUUCACUCCUUUCAUCGCUAAUUCACUUGUUCUGCUCAGUUUUUCGUCUACGUUACUUGUGUUUCAGAGUGAUUCUGAAGAGACUAGACGAAUAUCAAAAAGCAAGUAUAUCAUUGGUUUUGUAUGCACAGUCGCUGCUUCUACAGGGUACGGGUUAAUGAUGUCCAUGACACAACUUGCGUUUCAAAAGAUUUUGAAAUCUACAAGCCACAAGGCGGUGUUUGAUAUGAUCAUGUACCAAAACAUGAUAGCAUGUGUUGGAAUUCUCGUGGGAUUAUUUGCUAGUGGUGAAUGGAAAGUUAUAAAACAGGAAAUGAGGGGUUUUGAGUCGGGAAGCGUUUCAUAUAUAAUGAUUCUUCUAGGGACAGCUGUUUCAUGGCAAGUUUUCUCGGCAGGUUGUGUGGGUUUGAUCUUUGAGGUUUCGUCUCUUUUCGCAAAUAUUAUUAGUACUUUAGGUAUCCCGAUUGUGCCUGUGUUGGGUGUCAUAUUUUUUGAUGAAAAGUUGAAUGGAGUGAAGGUGAUUUCCAUGUUGUUAGCUAUAUGGGGGUUUGUCUCUUAUAUCUAUCAACAUUAUCUCGACGACUCGAAAGAAAAAGCAAAGGAAAGACGCAUAAAUCAUGAUCGUGAUGUUAAUCUUGCAUAACCAAGCAGGGUUUGUCUCUUUGUUUCAUUUGAAUUGCCAUAAAAUGACAACCUGGUUAAUAAUGUCCAUAAAAAUAAGUCCAAUUUUGUUUUGCAAGUGAAUAUAUGAGAAUCUUUUGUAUUGAUAGUUCCAUACGCUGACAUUUGUUAUGAGUACAUAUUAUGAAUUAGACGUUCCA